AUGGCAGCAACACCAGCUAGGAGAGGCGCCUUUCAGCUUCUUGCCAGCUCGCCUCGUACAACAAUUCGCAGCUUCUCAUCGUCCCGCAUCAGCGCCGCCUUCACUAGCACGCCCAAAGCCCAGACUACAUCCACGACCACAGCAACAAAGCCGGCCACCGUAUCUUCAGGCUACAAACCUGCCACAUCCACCGCCUCAACCGUUCAAAGAACAGUGGUUCCCUCGUUCCCCGCCAAGGAACCUCCAGUUCCUACGUACCGCAGCACCACCGCGGCCAGCGCCACCUCGGGCCAGCGCUCUCUUACCGAUGGCCUGAGCGACGCGCCCGCCGAAAUUGAAGGUGUCGCAGCACACGACUGGACACGCUCAUACUAUGGCUUGGGUAGUGUGUCGUUCUCGAAUGAGCAGGCCGAGAUACUGCUUGCACCAGUGAAGGGCGAAGAUGUGGAGGUCAAGCCUGAUGGCAUUCUGUACUUGCCGGAAAUCAAGUACAGGAGGAUACUGAACAAGGCAUUUGGGCCAGGAGGUUGGGGGUUGGCGCCGAGAGGCGAGAGCAUUGUGACCAGCAAGCUGGUCACCAGAGAGUACGGCAUGGUUGUCCAGGGCCGCCUUGUUUCGAUAGCGCGCGGUGAGCAGCAGUACUUUGACGCCGAUGGCAUUCCCACUGCGACCGAGGGAUGCAAAUCCAAUGCCCUGAUGCGCUGCUGUAAGGACCUGGGUAUUGCAAGCGAGCUGUGGGACCCACGUUUCAUUCGCGAGUUCAACACCAAGUUCACCAAGGAGGUUUGGGUCGAGCAUGUGUCCACCAAGAAGAAAAGGAAGAUUGUCAUCAGGAAGGAUGACGUUGUCAAAUACCCCUUUAAGGAGAGCAAGAUGGGUGCAUAG
Molecule: messenger RNA, 885 nt
Organism: Boeremia exigua
Lineage: Eukaryota; Fungi; Ascomycota; Dothideomycetes; Pleosporales; Didymellaceae
Product: mitochondrial genome maintenance protein MGM101
Exons: 2
Coding region: 1-885 (294 amino acids)
Biological process (GO): recombinational repair; interstrand cross-link repair
Cellular component (GO): mitochondrial chromosome; mitochondrial nucleoid
Molecular function (GO): single-stranded DNA binding
Source: RefSeq, a predicted model, not a curated record